AUGGAUCUAAAUUCUACCGGCUACAACACGGGCGACGGCCCUUAUGGACCUGUUGUAAAUGGUACCCAAAUCGUCUUCUACCAGUAUCUACCAAGCAAACCCGCCGGCUUUGCCUUCAUGGCAUUAUUUUCUGUUGCAACUCUUGGUCAUCUAGUGUACUUCUUUUGGCUGCGGGCGUGGUUCUUCAUCCCUUUUCUGCUAGGCGGUAUUGCCGAACUUUUUGGUUAUUACUCUCGAGCCAUGGCCCACGACGAACCUAUCCUAGCGAAGUGGUUCAUUCUACAGAAUCUACUUAUCCUUGCUGGAGCCCCCUUUCUCGCGGCAUCGGUGUAUAUGAGUCUCGGGAGGAUCGCAGCGGUCUUGGACGCCACACACCACUCGUUGCUUAGCUUGCGUUGGAUGACUAGGUUAUAUGUCCUGAUCGACUUCGGAUGCAUCUUCACACAGCUCAUCGGCUCUAUACUUCCUGCCUCCGGCGACCCUUCAGCGAUUCGGACGUCCAGGAUCAUCUUGCUUUCCGGUAUCAUAACUCAAUUCGUCGCAUUGUCGUUUUUCGUCCUUCAGAUCGUGUUCCUUUAUAACCGUAUUAAGCGGGACUUGACUACGGUUCUCCUUCAUGAUCCUAGCAUCAGAUGGCAGUUCCAUUUCUACAGCAUCAGCCUUGUAGCGCUACUUUUAAUUUUACGUGCGGUCGUACGAGCGGUCGAAUACUUGCAGGGAGAAGAUGGAUAUGUCAUAUCCCACGAAAGCUUCAUAUACGCAUUUGACGGGGCUCCGAUGUUUCUUGUCAUGCUGAUAUUCCUGAUCCUUCACCCUGCAAGGCUGAUAAAAGAUGUACGUCGACUAAAGAAGAUAAACGAUGUGAUCAGGUUGGGCUUGGUUGACGAACAUCGAAACGACAAUACUUCUCGAUAG
This is a messenger RNA of Annulohypoxylon maeteangense, 915 nucleotides long. RefSeq names its product putative RTA1 domain protein. The record is from RefSeq and is a predicted model, not a curated record. Gene Ontology annotation, cellular component: membrane. The transcript is spliced from 3 exons. The coding region runs from base 1 to 915 and encodes 304 amino acids. Lineage: Eukaryota; Fungi; Ascomycota; Sordariomycetes; Xylariales; Hypoxylaceae.